ACAAUGCAGCGCGACGGUGGUUUUGUUUUUUGCUACGGAAAUCUGUACAGCCUGCUGUUCUACUGGGGAUUGGUCUCGAUCCGGGUGAGGAGCCCUGGCCGAGGAGGAGCAGUCUCUAACAGGUGGACGGUUGCCUACGCCCUGUGCGCGCGCUUCUUCUUGGUUACCUGCUUUCUUGGCAGCGUGAUGGUGAAACUCAGGGAUUCCGAGAUGUCGGCCGCCAUGUUUGGUCACCUCAGCCCGCUGGUCAAGUCGAUUCUCACCUGGGAGUGCCUCAGCUGCUCCAUCACCUAUGUAGAGUACUGCCUGUCACUGGAUUCGCAGAGGAGCAGGCACCUCAAACUCUUGGCCAGCCUGCAGGAGUUCGAUCGCCCUGUCCUGGAAGUGUUUCCGCAUAUUAAGUGGAACUACCUACGCUCCCGAUUGAAGUAUUGGUAUGGCACUGUGAUCGUCGGCUCUUGUUAUUUCUUCUUCUCCAUGUCACUGGUCUUCGACACGGCGCGUUGCACCUGCGGCAUACCGUCCACCUUGGUGAUGGCUUUUACCUACACCCUGCUGACCAGUUCCGUGGGAUUGGUGGGCUUUGUUCACAUCGCAAUCAUGGACUUUCUGCGGGUGCGCUGGCGGCUGGUGCAGCAGCUGCUGGAACAACUUUAUAAAGUUGAUGGAACUCGAGAGGUUCACGAGAAGAUUGCCUUCCUGUUUGACAUGUCCAAGCGGUGCUCCUUUCUCCUGGCGGAGCUGAACGGAGUGUUUGGAUUCGCCGCCGCAGCUGGCCUCUUCUACGACUUCACCAUCAUGACCUGCUUCGUGUACGUCAUCUGUCAAAAGCUGCUGGACAGAGAACCCUGGGACUUGGAGUACGGUUUCAUGAUGCUCCACGUGACCAUACACACCUACAAAGUGAUCAUCACCAGCUCCUACGGGUAUUUGCUCCAGCGAGAGAAGCGGAACUGUAUGCACAUGUUGAGCAACUACUCCAGAUACUUUCCUGGCCAGGAUGUGGCCCGCCGGCAGACGGAGGACUUUCAGCACUGGCGCAUGCACAAUCGCCAGGCGGCUCAGGUUGGCAGCACAACCGUGCUCAAUGUUUCCACCAUUUAUAUGGUGUACAACGGCAUGGCCAACUAUGUGAUUAUUCUGGUGCAGUUGCUAUUCCAGCAACAGCAGAUCAAGGAGCGCCAGCUUACUUCGGGCAAGGAUGUCGACAUUGUUGGGCCAAUGGAUUCCAUUACUCACAUGGAUUGAAUGAAGUACAUACAAUAAGGU
Molecule: messenger RNA, 1269 nt
Organism: Drosophila biarmipes
Lineage: Eukaryota; Metazoa; Arthropoda; Insecta; Diptera; Drosophilidae
Gene: Gr47b
Product: putative gustatory receptor 47b
Exons: 3
Coding region: 4-1248 (414 amino acids)
Source: RefSeq, a predicted model, not a curated record